This is a messenger RNA of Rotaria socialis, 1360 nucleotides long. The record is from the annotation of a GenBank genome assembly. NCBI's taxonomy places the organism in Eukaryota, Metazoa, Rotifera, Eurotatoria, Philodinida, Philodinidae.
AUGCCAUAUAAGAAAAAGAUUUUGUGUCCUCAUCCAUUACAUACUCAUUGUAGGCGAUCCGCUUUAUCAAAUGUCUUGGAUGAUUCAUUCGAUUUGGAAGCUGUGGAUAUAGCAUUUGAGAAUGAAACGGAGAAUAUUGAUUCACCAUGUUGUGAAGAAAGCAUUCUUUCAAAAAAAUCAGCAAAAGAAGAACUCAAUGCUGUUUUCUGGUUACUUAAUAUGGAAAAACGACAUGAUGAUCGUCGAUUCAAGAAGAUCCGAGAUCAAAUCAACAGUGUCUAUCGACAUCUUAAGCAUUUGUGCGACGUAUUAGAAGAUAAUGAUGGUAAUGAAGCUCAAAAUCUGAAUCAAAAUCCAAUUCGCACAGAUGAAUCAAAUGAACUUUACUUGGUAUGAAGGAGCUUUUCAAGCAGAGUACAUACGAAGAACAAGUUCGUUUAAUGACGAUCGCACCAGACAGUUGAAGAUAUACUCCCAAAGGGGAAAAGGCUGAUUGUCUGAUUGCCUAGAUUGUCAUUGAUUGUCAUUGAUUGUCAUUGAUUGUCAUUGAUUGUCAUUGAUUGUCAUUGAUUGUCAUUGAUUGUCAUUGAUUGUGGGUGAUUUUAAAUAGUUUUUAAUACUUAGAAAUAGGGAAAACAUCUUUUUUCUGACUCACUUCAAACAUUGAACUCUCAAUAUAACGAAAAUGAUUCAUUUUAACGAUAAAAUUCGUAAUUAGUCUAGUGAAAUUAGUAAUGGAGAGAGUAUGUAAACAACGACAAAUUCUUCAGAGAAAAGUAUCAAAAGCGGCUAAAAUCUGCUUUAGUCUCUUGAAAUAAUUUUUUAGUAAUUUAUUUUAUAUAUUAGUUCACCAAGACAAAGCUUGAAUUGAGCAAACAAACAGCAAUUAACUCUGCUUAUUAUUUAAAACACCUUUGAAACAAUCAUAUGGCUAAGUCAUUCGGCUUGUUAUUUGAAAGCAGCCGUACGUUGUUUGUUUGAGCAAAAUUUUUCAUUCGAGUCUGAACAACUUUAAGUUUAUGCCAGUUGAAUUUAACCAAACACUUAAAUACAGCUAUGUAUCGAAUUCAUUGGGAGCAGAAAUUGUUAAGUGAAAUCCGAACUGAGCUCAAUAAAAAUGAUUAGAAAUUAGUUUAAUUUAAAAGAAAACUAUUUAUAUGUAGCUUUUUCAGUUAAAACAGUCACUUCUUCAAAAGCUAACUGUGAUACUCAAUACACUGUAAAAAAAAAGGUAGAAUAAUAAACCCUUAGAAGGGUAUUUGAUUUUUAUAUACGCUUUCAUAAACCCUUCCAAAGGGUUUAUUACUUAUAUCUACCAGAUUAAAAUUAAGGUUUUGGAACUUACUGCGUUGUCCUAGGU